AUGUUUAUUUAUAAUAUGGCCAACUCCGUUUACAAUUUGUGUAAAUUGAAAAAAUAUUUAAAGUAUAUUUUUAUAAUUUUUCUAUGGUUACUGUAUUAUUUUGGUGUUUUUACUCAUCUUUUUGAAUUGGACUAUUAUUCUCAAUUUGUGUAUCCACUGGAAACUGACAUAUCAAAAUGUGUAAUGAACUUACAGUCUGGUAAUUCUGAUCAACCACCUUGUAUUUAUAUAAAUGCAUUACAAUAUGAUUUGUUGUUAUCAAAUGACACUAAAUGUAAUAGAAAUAUUCAUUUACUAAUAUUGGUUAAAUCGUCAUUAAUUAAUUUUGAUAGACGAAAGACAAUUCGACAAACUUGGGGAUUUGAGAAUCGAUUUUCUGAUGUACCCACUAGAACAGUUUUUGUAUUAGGAAGGUCGUAUGAUAUAGAUUUAGAGAAACGCAUUAAAGAAGAACAUGAACAGUAUGGAGAUAUUAUACAGUAUGAUUUUAUUGACGCCUACUACAAUAAUACCAUCAAAACUAUGAAUGCAAUUAAAUGGGCUUCAACACGUUGUAACAAUUCAAAAUUCUAUUUUUUCUCAGAUGAUGAUAUGUAUAUAUCUGUAAAAAACGUGUUACGUUAUUUGCGAAACCCGACUAGAUAUCCAGAAUAUUUAACAGAAGAAGUUAAAGGAAAACAAUCAAAACAUAUCUUGCCGUCAGAUAUAAUAUUAUUUACUGGAUAUGUUUUUCAUUCUUCACCACUGAGACAUCAAAUAAGUAAAUGGUAUGUCUCUCUUUCUGAAUAUCCGUAUCAUAUGUGGCCUCCAUACGUCACAGCUGGUGCUUAUAUGUUAUCCAAAGCAGCUUUAGUCAAAUUUUACUAUGGAAGUUUUUAUGUAAAGCAGUUUCGAUUUGAUGACAUAUAUUUAGGGUUGUUAUCAAAAAAAUUAAAUAUAAAACCUUUUCACUGUGAACACAUAUAUUUUUAUAAGAAACAUUAUUCUAUAAGUAGUUAUAAAUAUGUUAUUGCUAGUCAUGGAUAUGAUGAUAGUGAGGAGUUACUUAAUGUUUGGAUGGAACAAAAAAGUUACGGAAACGCAUAAGACUAUUUUGUAUUACUAAUUAAAAUUAAUGAAUUAUUUUCAUGUUACUUUAGAUACUGAAACAAAAUAUAU
Melanaphis sacchari is the source of this 1158-nucleotide messenger RNA. RefSeq names its product beta-1,3-galactosyltransferase brn-like. Gene Ontology annotation, molecular function: UDP-glycosyltransferase activity; hexosyltransferase activity. NCBI's taxonomy places the organism in Eukaryota, Metazoa, Arthropoda, Insecta, Hemiptera, Aphididae. The coding region runs from base 1 to 1086 and encodes 361 amino acids. Gene Ontology annotation, cellular component: membrane. The transcript has 2 exons. The record is from RefSeq and is a predicted model, not a curated record.